AGGGGUAGUUUUGUGACCCUGGUGGUAGUGUGACCCUUCCUCUGUACCGUGAACUUAAGGAAACACACAUUUGCCAAGGUUUUCGUAGGAGUUGUGGGCAUUUCCAGGAGUAGUUUUGUGACCCUGGUGGUAGUGUGACCCUUCCUCUGUACCGUGAACCUAAGGAAACACACAUUUGCCAAGGCUUUCCUAGGAGUUGUGGGCAUUUCCAGGGGUAGUUUUGUGACCCUGGUGGUAGUGUGACCCUUCCUCUGUACCGUGAACCUAAGGAAACACACAUUUGCCAAGGCUUUCCUAGGAGUUGUGGGCAUUUCCAGGGGUAGUUUAAUUUGCGUAACACCUGGAAAUAUAUCUCUCACUUCCCGUUCACCCGUCAUAGAUAUAUUGGUUUGAAUUUUGAAGUAGAACAUUUAUCUCUGCAAGAACCAUUUUCCUGUCCAUGAGAGUUGGUGAACCGUGUCCCGGGCGUGUGUGCCGUGCCAGUAGAGCCCGCCACGCCCACACCAGGAAACGGAAAGGAGAUACUUAACAGAUAACAAAAUACUGUGUUUUGGUAACUCGUCUAAGUUCUGUGUAUAAGUAUUGAUGUCAAGGCUUGAUGUCCGUUUUAGUAGUGUCGCCGGGUGUAUCAGGGCCGGCAGGGAGGGUUUAGCGAGGCCGUGGGCGCAGCGUGGGGUACCCUGGCACACAUGUGAGGCUCCCAGUGCCCGUAGACCAUGCCGCCACAAAGCCAAGCAGGGCCAGACUCGUGCGUCAACAGAGAUAGCUAGGGUCGGUAUAAGACAUCGCUUCUAACAUCAGCUGUUUCUAAAGGUCAAAGGAGGGGUCAGUUGGGUUCUAAUAAGUGUUUCUUCAGGUUCACGGUACAGAGGAAGGGUCACACUACCACCAGGGUCAUAGAACUACUCCUCGUAAUGCCCACAACUCCUAGGAAAGCCUUGCCAAAUGUGUGUUUCCUUAGGUUCACGGUACAGAGGAAGGGUCACACUACCACCAGGGUCACAAAACUACCCCUGGAAAUGCCCACAACUCCUAGGAAAGCCUUGGCAAAUGUGUGUUUCCUUAGGUUCACGGUACAGAGGAAGGGUCACACUACCACCAGGGUCACAAAACUACCCCUGGAAAUGCCCACAACUCCUAGGAAAGCCUUGCCAAAUGUGUGUUUCCUUAGGUUCACGGUACAGAGGAAGGGUCACACUACCACCAGGGUCAUAAAACUACCCCUGGAAAUGCCCACAACUCCUAGGAAAGCCUUGCCAAAUGUGUGUUUCCUUAGGUUCACGGUACAGAGGAAGGGUCACACUACCACCAGGGUCACAAAACUACCCCUGGAAAUGCCCACAACUCCUAGGAAAGCCUUGGCAAAUGUGUGUUUCCUUAGGUUCAUGGUACAGAGGAAGGGUCACACUACCACCAGGGUCAUGAAACUACCCCUGGAAAUGCCCACAACUCCCACGAAAGCCUUGGCAAAUGUGUGUUUCCUUAGGUUCACGGUACAGAGGAAGGGUCACACUACCACCAGGGUCACAAAACUACCCCUGGAAAUGCCCACAACUCCUAGGAAAGCCUUGGCAAAUGUGUGUUUCCUUAGGUUCACGGUACAGAGGAAGGGUCACACUACCACCAGGGUCACAAAACUACCCCUGGAAAUGCCCACAACUCCUAGGAAAGCCUUGGCAAAUGUGUGUUUCCUUAGGUUCACGGUACAGAGGAAGGGUCACACUACCACCAGGGUCACAAAACUACCCCUGGAAAUGCCCACAACUCCUAGGAAAGCCUUGGCAAAUGUGUGUUUCCUUAGGUUCACGGUACAGAGGAAGGGUCACACUACCACCAGGGUCACAAAACUACCCCUGGAAAUGCCCACAACUCCUAGGAAAGCCUUGGCAAAUGUGUGUUUCCUUAGGUUCACGGUACAGAGGAAGGGUCACACUACCACCAGGGUCACAAAACUACCCCUGGAAAUGCCCACAACUCCUAGGAAAGCCUUGGCAAAUGUGUGUUUCCUUAGGUUCACGGUACAGAGGAAGGGUCACACUACCACCAGGGUCAUAAAACUACCCCUGGAAAUGCCCACAACUCCUAGGAAAGCCUUGUCAAAUGUGUGUUUCUUAGGUUCAGGGUACAGAGGAAGGGUCAAACUACCACCAGGGUCAUAAAACUACCCCUGGAAAUGCCCACAACUCCUAGGAAAGCCUUGGCAAAUGUG
This is a messenger RNA of Eriocheir sinensis (Chinese mitten crab), 2209 nucleotides long. RefSeq names its product melanoma-associated antigen C1-like. The record is from RefSeq and is a predicted model, not a curated record. The transcript is spliced from 6 exons. Lineage: Eukaryota; Metazoa; Arthropoda; Malacostraca; Decapoda; Varunidae. Bases 915 to 2159 code for a protein of 414 amino acids.